AUGCCACCAAAGAUCGUUGCCACCGCGGCUUCUACUCGAGAGAGACGAGCAGGAGUUCGCGAAAGUCUUAACGAGGAUGCUUUGCGGAAAGCCCAAGAGGCUGCGGCUAGAAAGAGGGCCGCCGAGGAGGCAGCGCUGCGAACGUCAAAGUCACCUUCACCUAAACCAAGGUCUAACACUGGAGCUAAGGAGGGGAUACGCGCUAGGGCUCUAUGUGUUCUUGUGAAGAAGCCUAGAACUACUGGCAAGAGCACGACAGGGGCCAAGCAACAGCAAAAGAACAACAUAAAGAAGACAAAGAAUGCCAGAGUAGCAAAGAAUAGCGGAACCAAAGGCAGAAAGGUCAAGAAGGAGGAGGAUGUGGCUGCUCACGGCUCGGACGACAAACCUGCUGUAUCAGCUACGAAGAGAAAGCAGGCUACUAAGGCUAAGGGAAAUCGGACCACUAAGGCCAAAGCUACUACGACGAAAGAGAAGAAGAAGACUCUAUCGCCCAAAAGAGAACGUGUUGUCAAAUUCCGUACCAUCAAAAAGUCACAGUCGAUUGAACCGUCUGGGGAGGAGGGCCGUGUUGAGAGUGAUGAUGAAGAGGAUGAUGACAUGCCACACGCGAAUUGGGUAUAG
Messenger RNA from Alternaria arbusti, 624 nucleotides. RefSeq lists its product as uncharacterized. NCBI's taxonomy places the organism in Eukaryota, Fungi, Ascomycota, Dothideomycetes, Pleosporales, Pleosporaceae. Bases 1 to 624 code for a protein of 207 amino acids. The record is from RefSeq and is a predicted model, not a curated record. The transcript is spliced from 2 exons.